Etheostoma spectabile (orangethroat darter) is the source of this 2818-nucleotide messenger RNA. RefSeq names its product matrix metallopeptidase 14a (membrane-inserted) (gene mmp14a). Gene Ontology annotation, cellular component: plasma membrane; extracellular matrix. Gene Ontology annotation, molecular function: metalloendopeptidase activity; zinc ion binding. Gene Ontology annotation, biological process: skeletal system development; collagen catabolic process; extracellular matrix organization. Lineage: Eukaryota; Metazoa; Chordata; Actinopteri; Perciformes; Percidae. The record is from RefSeq and is a predicted model, not a curated record. The transcript is spliced from 10 exons. Bases 298 to 1962 code for a protein of 554 amino acids.
GUAAAACCAAAUUAUGAAGCUUUAGCAAACACCAGCUGAGCAUUUGUCACAGCUCACUGAUGAUUUUGACAUUUUGUUCAGUGAUUUUAAGCUCUGACUUGAAGGAGUCGCUUUUGUCGAGAAAAGCUGUCCGGUGCGCUCACAGUGUCCAUGUGGAAACCACACAGAGCUUUGUGCCACGUUUUAAACGCAUAACGGAGUAGCAUCGAUCGAUUUGUUUUUUAGUUUGCAGUCAGGACGGCGGGACUUCUGUAGACAUAUUCCUGAACUUGUUUGGGGCAGUUUGCAGAUAGAAGAAUGCUGCCCCAGCUCCUCGCCCUGGCCUGUGGUCUCUGCUGCUUUGGUUUUACCUCCGUCACUGCAGAUUUACUUAAAGCAGAGGGUUGGCUGCAGCAGUAUGGCUACCUGCCUCCAGGUGACGUCAGAGCCCAGGCCAUCCGCUCACCAAAGUCCAUUGAAACAGCAAUAUCAAACAUGCAGAGGUUUUACGGUUUGACUGUCACCGGCACCAUAGACUCCGGCACGAUACAGGCGAUGAGCCGGCCGCGGUGUGGUGUCCCAGACAAGUUUGGCCCUGAGCUGAAAACCAACCUGAGGAGGAAGAGAUACGCCGUGCAGGGUCUGAAGUGGGAAAAGUCGGAGGUGACCUUCAGCAUACAGAACUACACCCCUAAGAUCGGAGAGCGAGCCACCUAUGAAGCCAUCCGAAAAGCCUUCAAGGUGUGGGAGAACGUGAUCCCGCUCACCUUCAGGGAGAUCCCGUACAGCCACAUCAGGGACAAGGUUGACAAGUUCGCAGACAUCAUGCUCUCGUUCUCAGAGGGUUUCCAUGGCGACAGCACACCGUUUGAUGGCGAGGGCGGCUUCCUGGCUCACGCUUACUUCCCCGGACACGGCAUCGGGGGAGACACGCACUUUGACCUUGCUGAGCCCUGGACCACCGGGAACACAGACCAGGGCGGUAAUGAUGUUUUCCUUGUGGCUGUCCAUGAGCUUGGUCAUGCUCUGGGCCUGGAGCACUCCAACGACCCCUCUGCCAUCAUGGCCCCCUUCUACCAGUGGUUUGAAACGGAAAACUUCCAGCUCCCAGAUGACGAUCGCAGAGGCAUCCAAACGAUCUAUGGAUCCAAGUCUGGAGCUCCCCCACCUCCCCCUCCCCCCCCUCGACCCACAAAGCCGUUCACCCCUGACAAUGGCCCAGACAUCUGCGAGGGACACUUUGACACCAUUGCUAUUCUCAGUGGAGAAAAGUUUAUAUUUAAGGACAAGUGGUUUUGGCGUGUGCGUAACAACAAGGUGUUGCCAGGUUACCCGAUGGCCAUCAGUCACUAUUGGAAGGGCCUGCCAUCAAACAUCAAUGCAGCCUACGAGAGGGAUGAUGGGAAGUUUGUCUUCUUUAAAGCUGACAGGUACUGGGUUUUUAGUCAGAACCGCAUGGAAAAGGAUUCCCCGAAGAGCCUGAAAGACCUGGGCACCGGUCUACCUAAAGACAAGAUUGAUGCUGCUCUCUUCUACACACCGACAGGACAGACAUACCUUUUCAGAGGAACUAAGUACUACCGUUUCAACGAGCAGACUCGCACAGUGUACAGCGGUUAUCCAAAGUCCAUUAGCACGUGGAGCGGUGCACCGGAAAACAUUAAAGCUGUCAUCAUGAGUGAAGAUGGAUCUUACACUUAUUUCUACAAAGCCAACAAGUACUGGAAGUUCAACAACCAGUACAUGAAGGUGGAGUCCGGCUACCCCAAGUCUGUGCUCACGGACUGGAUGGGCUGCGAGGGCGAGGAGCCCAAGAUAAGUCAGACAGAGACGGGGAUGAUCAUUGGGCCGGCGGCCGUGGUGAUCCCUCUCCUCUUACUGGUGCUGGUUGUGAUCACCCUGGGAGCGCUUUUGGUCUUCAGGAAGUACGGCACGCCUCGACGCCUCCUCUACUGCCAGAGAUCCCUCCUGGACAAGGUGUAGGCAGAGCGACGGGGCAGUUGGCAGACAGACUGCCACCGAGGGACAGAAAGAGAGCAGGAGAGAACGAGGGCCGGGUGAAGAUGGAAACUGGGAGGAGGAGGAAAUGGAAGAGGAGGAGAGAGCAACCGGAGAGAAAAAACAGAAGAAAUGGAGAAUAGAAAGGGGACAAUGUGUUAAAUUUUGGGUGGUUUGUAUGUGCCACAACAGAGAGAAAAAAGGCCCUAGAAACUGAAAUCAGGAAAAUGUGUAUUUGUAUGUUAAGUUUUUACAUGUACUGUUCUGUGUUCAGAGAUUAACAGCAUACCCACAAUCUCACAUAAUUGUCAUGCAUCACUCCCGGGUUGUGACCCAGGUCGUCAAUGAAUUGUCAUGAGCAGAGAUAUACCCAUGUUGACUGGCUGGGUUUGAAUUUUCAAAAGGAGGGUUGAACCCUGAUCAGACAACCCGGGCCAAUCCCAGGUCAUUGGUGUGAAAGAGAUAAUAGAGAAGGGAUAUAUACAAAAGACUCAUCAACGACUUCCUUCCGCCUCUCUCUCACAUCCGUGGUAUAAAAAAGAAAUCCCUCCUUUCUUCCUCUCCUUUAACUGGACGACUCCAGCUGAACUGCUGUCUGAUUCAUUUACCAAGAAAUUCAUCAUCUCUGUUAAGAGUUUUUCUCUGAAACACAUUUGCUGUUAGGUUUUUUGGGGGAGUUUUUAUUGUGACAUUCAUUCAUUUCAACGUGUCAAUGUGUCACCUUGUUUCCUUAUUUUGUGAUACGGUUCCAGAUUUAAAGCAAAAUUCUGCCAAUUUAACUAUUUUAUUGAAAACUCUGGCUUCUUGUUAAUGGAAAAAAAAUGCAAAUAUUUCAGAAAGG